UACCGGGGAGACCCGUGCCGCCGGAGAUGCCGCGGCUCGCCGCGCCGUGCCUGCGCCUGUGGCUCUGCCUGGGAUUCCUCGACGGCCUGGUGAGUGGCUACUCCAUGACCCCCCCGACCCUGAACGUCACAGAGGACCAGUACAUCAUCGACACGAGUGACAGCCUCUCCAUCUCCUGCAGUGGGCAGCACCCCCUGGAGUGGGCCUGGCCAGGAGCUCAGGAGGCACCAGCCACUGGGGAGAAGGACAGCGAGGACACAGGGGUCGUACGGGACUGUGAGGGCACAGAUGCCAGGCCCUACUGCAAAGUGCUACUGCUGACCGAGGCCCACGCCAACAACACAGGCAGCUACCGCUGCUACUACAAAUACAUCAAGGCCCGGAUCGAGGGCACCACAGCUGCCAGCACCUACGUGUUUGUGAGAGACUUCGAGCAACCGUUCAUCAGCAAACCUGACACACUCCUGGUCAACAGGAAAGACUCCAUGUGGGUGCCCUGCCUGGUGUCCAUCCCCGGCCUCAACGUCACACUGCGCUCGCAAAACUCGGUGCUGCGGCCCGAUGGGCAGGAGGUGGUGUGGGAUGACCGCCGGGGCAUGCAGGUGCCCACGCCGCUGCUGCGCGAUGCCCUGUACCUGCAGUGUGAGACCUCCUGGGGCGGCCAGGAUUUCCUUUCCAACCCCUUCCUGGUGCACAUCACAGGCAAUGAACUCUAUGACAUCCAGCUGUUCCCUAAGAAGUCACUGGAGCUGCUGGUUGGGGAGAAGCUGGUCCUGAACUGCACCGUGUGGGCUGAGUUCAACUCGGGCGUCACUUUCGACUGGGAUUACCCAGGGAAGCAGGAAGAGCGGGGUAAGUGGGUACCUGAGCGGCGCUCCCAGCAGACUCACACAGAACUCUCCAGCAUCCUGACCAUCCACAACGUCAGCCAGCACGACCUGGGGCCCUACGUGUGCGAGGCCAACAAUGGCAUCCAGCGAUUCCGAGAGAGCACAGAGGUCAUCGUGCAUGAAAAGCCCUUCAUCAGCGUGGAGUGGCUCAAAGGACCUGUGGUGGAGGCCACAGCAGGUGAUGAACUGGUGAAAUUGCCUGUGAAGUUGUCGGCGUACCCCCCACCGGAAUUCCAAUGGUACAAGGACAAAAAGGCAGUGGCCGGGCGCCACAGUCCACAUGCCUUAGUGUUCAAGGAGGUGACGGAGGCCAACGCGGGCGUCUACACCCUGGCUCUGUGGAACUCUGCAGCGGGCCUACAGCGCAACAUCAGCCUGGAGCUGGUUGUGAAUGUGCCCCCCCACAUCCACGAGAAGGAGGCCUCCUCCCCCAGCAUCUACUCCCGCCACAGCCGCCAGACCCUCACCUGCACAGCCUAUGGGGUACCCCCACCUCUGGGCAUCCAGUGGCAUUGGAGGCCUUGGACACCCUGCAAGACCUUUGCCCAGCGCAGCCUCCGGCGGCGACAGCAACGAGAUCGCAUGCCACAGUGCCGGGACUGGAGGCAGGUGACCAUGCAGGACGCUGUGAAUCCCAUUGAGAGCCUGGACACCUGGACAGAGUUUGUGGAGGGCAAGAAUAAGACGGUGAGCAAGCUGGUGAUCCAAGAUGCCAACGUGUCUGCCAUGUACAAAUGUGUGGUCUUCAACAAGGUGGGCCAGGAUGAGCGGCUCAUUUACUUCUAUGUGACCACCAUACCAGAUGGCUUCAGUAUCGAAUCAGAACCCUCUGAGGAGCCCUUAGAGGGUCAGUCUGUGCGCCUCAGCUGCCGGGCAGACAACUACACGUACCAGCAUCUGCGCUGGUACCGCCUCAACCUGUCCACGCUGCACGACGCCCACGGGAACCCGCUCCUGCUCGACUGUAAGAACGUGCACCUGUUCGCCACGCCUCUGGAUGCCAGCCUGGAAGAGGCAACGCCCGGGACGCGCCAUGCCACACUCAGCCUCAACAUCCCCCGGGUGGCGCCUGAACACGAAGGCGAUUAUGUGUGUGAGGUUCAAGACCGGCGUAGUCAGGACAAACACUGUCACAAGAAGUACCUGUCAGUGCAGGCCCUGGAAGCUCCUCGGCUCACACAGAACCUGACAGACCUCCUGGUGAAUGUAAGCGAUUCCUUGGAGAUGAGAUGCGCAGUGGCCGGGUCACACGUGCCCAGCAUUGUGUGGUACAAAGAUGAAAGGCUGCUGGAAGAAGAAUCUGGAAUCGACCUAGCUGACUCCAACCAGAAGUUGAGUAUCCAGCGGGUGCGUGAGGAGGACGCCGGCCACUAUCUCUGCAGCGUGUGCAACGCCAAAGGCUGCGUCAACUCCUCUGCCAGCGUGGCUGUGGAAGGCUCCGAGGAUAAAGGCAGCAUGGAGAUCAUUAUUCUCAUCGGCACCGGAGUCAUCGCUGUCUUCUUCUGGGUCCUUCUCCUCCUCAUCUUCUGUAACAUGAGGAGGCCGGCCCAUGCGGACAUCAAGACCGGCUACCUGUCCAUCAUCAUGGACCCUGGGGAGGUGCCUCUGGAGGAGCAGUGUGAAUAUCUGUCCUAUGAUGCCAGCCAGUGGGAGUUCCCCCGGGAGCGGCUGCACCUUGGGAGAGUUCUAGGCCAUGGGGCCUUCGGGAAGGUGGUGGAAGCCUCGGCUUUCGGCAUCAGCAAAGGCAGCAGCUGUGACACAGUGGCUGUGAAGAUGCUGAAAGAGGGCGCCACAGCCAGUGAACACCGUGCCCUGAUGUCUGAACUCAAGAUCCUAAUCCACAUUGGCAACCACCUCAACGUGGUCAACCUCUUGGGGGCGUGCACCAAGCCCAGCGGCCCACUCAUGGUCAUAGUGGAGUUCUGCAAGUACGGCAAUCUCUCCAACUUCUUGCGUGCCAAGAGGGACACCUUCAGUCCUUAUGCAGAGAAGUCUCCUGAGCAACGAAGGCGCUUCCACGCCAUGGUGGAGGGAGCCAAGACUGAUGGGAGGAGAGCCGGAAGCAGCGACAGAGCGCUCUUCGCCCGCCUCCUGAUGGGCAAGGGAGGGGCAGGGCGGGUUCCUCCUGUCCAAGAAGUGGAGGACCUGUGGCUGAGCCCCCUCACCAUGGAAGACCUUGUCUGCUACAGCUUCCAGGUGGCCCGAGGAAUGGAGUUUCUGGCCUCUCGCAAGUGCAUCCACAGAGACCUGGCCGCUCGGAACAUCUUACUGUCAGAGAGCGAUAUAGUGAAGAUCUGUGACUUUGGCCUCGCCCGCGAUAUCUACAAAGACCCUGACUAUGUCCGCAAGGGCAGCGCUCGGCUGCCCCUGAAGUGGAUGGCCCCGGAGAGCAUCUUUGAUAAAGUGUACACCACACAGAGCGACGUGUGGUCCUUCGGGGUAUUGCUCUGGGAGAUUUUCUCCCUGGGGGCCUCCCCAUAUCCUGGGGUGCAGAUCAAUGAGGAAUUCUGCCAGCGACUGAAAGAAGGUACCCGGAUGAGGGCUCCGGAGCUGGCCACUCCCGCCAUACGCCGUAUCAUGCUGAGCUGUUGGUCUGGAGACCCCAAAGCAAGGCCUGCUUUCUCAGAGUUGGUGGAGAUCCUAGGGGACCUGCUUCAGAGUGGGGGCCUGCAGGAGGAGGAGCAAGACUGCAUGGCCCGCUGUGGCUCCCAAAGCUCGGAGGAGGGCGGCUUCCUGCAGACGUCCACCACAGCCCUGCAUGUGGCUGAGGCCGAGGCAGAGGACAGCCCUCCCAGCAUGCAUCGCCACAGCUUGGCCGCCAGAUACUACAACUGUGUGUCCUUUCCUGGAUGCCUGGCCCGAGGGGCUCAGACAGAGGGUUCCUCCAGGAUGAAGACGUUUGAAGAAUUUCCCAUGACCCCUACCACCUAUAAAGCGUCGGUGGACAACCAGACAGACAGCGGAAUGGUGCUGGCUUCGGAGGAGUUUGAGCGGAUAGAAAGUAGACAUAGACAAGAAGAUAGCUUCAGCAGCUGUAAAGGACCUGGCCAGGAUGUGGAUGACAGCCGGGCACACCCUGACCUCCAGGGGAGGCGGCGGAGGACCAACCGGGGUGGAGGACAAGCGGGCCAGGGGUUCUAUAACACGGAGUACGGGAAGCUUUCACAACCGUGUGAGGAGGCCUGCCACACCCCAUCGGGGGGUGCGCCCUUCUUCACAGACAACGGCUACUAAGGCAACACUGGCAACACCUCCUUGUCCCUUGAGUUCUGAAAUCUGGGGGGUGGGGGAAGAAGGGGACAUCCCUGCCAAGGGUGAACAAGAGGGUCGGAGAUCCAGGCUGGGAAUGCAUCUCCCCUGACACCAGCCUGGGAGGCAUUUCCUCUUCCUUCUGUACAGCUUCCAUAGCUGGGAAGAGCCGGACGUCAAGUUCAAGGGCUCCCCUGAACUCUGCCACAAGACCUGUCCCAGGCCACCCUUGGCUCUAUCUCUCCUUCAGAUUCAACCACCAUUUAGCUGGUCCCUGGGCUAGGCACUUCAAGGCCUCUGCAGUAGCUCUUUUGUAUCACCGAGUGUGAGCCACGUGGUUCCUGUACUCCUGUAUGACACACGCGCACGUGAGUGAGGCUGAAGAGUUGCAGAGUGACUGAGGUAGAGCUAGAUUUGAGCCACCAUCUUAUAGUCCUUUUUCCAGCAGCCACCCAUUCCCAUGGAGAAGGACUAGAAGCAGGUGGCUAUCUCUCAAGCACUGAAGAGAGCAUACCACAUUUCCAUCCCAGUGUCACCCCAAUGAAGAGUUGGGGACCGGGGUGGGGUAGGGGAGGUUCCUCUCCUGCAUGAAACUAUUGGGAGUGGCCAGGCCAGGGACCAACCCUUGUUGGACAUUGAACUCAAUGGCAUCUGAAUUGGCCGAGAAGCUCACGGGGUAGCUUUUUGUAUGGGAUGAGCCAGUUACAAAGCAUGAAGCAGAGUCUCCACCCCGAGAACUGAAGAGAACCGUUGAACAGAUUCUUUUUAUUUUUAUUAUUUUUCAGUUAGAAGGUUAGAGACUAUUUCAGCUGCUGUGAAGAAUUUACUUUUCAAAACUUCAGGUGGAAGGGAAGCCCCAUGAAUCUAGAUUUUGUUUGUUUUUUUUGCCCCCCAAAGUCAGAGGCCUUCAGCACAGACACCUCGGUUAACACCUGUCUCUUUUUGAGAAGGUUCCUUAGCUCCCACCUGGCUGGCCAAGAACCUAAAACCCAACUCGUUCUACAGCUGCCCUGUGUGAUUCUUUCCCCUUGUUCUGGGGACCUCCGUGUUCUCCGAGAGACAAAUUCCAAUGGUUUCACUGAGGAAGGCUUCGAGUGUCACAGAGAACAGUUACCCCAUAGCACUCUUCUAUCCAUGGGCAUGCCUGUAGCCCUUUAAGGACACUGCUUUCUGCCUUCCCUUUGCCUGGGCUGGCAUCUUUGUCCUCAAAGUGGGGAAGGGCCGAGAGGCCCUCCCUCCCCCUGGAGUCACUCUGUGCAAACCUCCCAGCCAUCUCCCAACAGGAAGCUCUUCAUCUCCAUUAGUAACAAGGAGAUGGUUCCUCCCAUCCCCACCCCCAUCCCCACAAGACGUUUGCAGGACAGACGUCCAUGCAGCGAGCAGGGACUUGCUAGGAAGACCCUCCCUACCGAGCGUGUUGUGAUGCCAUGAAUUCAGGGAUGACCGUUGGGUUAACCACCCACAUCCGCCCCUUCCUCUGCAUGCCACCUGCCACGUGGGGACUUGCAUCAAGGCUUAACAGAGACUCAAAGGACCAAAGCCACCCAUGUGGGUGCAGGACUCAGCUUGUCCUGUGGUAUAUACUACCUGUUUGUGUCCCCCCUCCCCUUCCUGCCAUAUAACUGUACCCCCCCAAAAAAAAUGUACUGGGGAAGAAAACUUACUAUGCCUUUGUAGACAAUGUUCUCUGAAAAGAUUUAAAAUAUUUAACAGAAGAUAAUAAUACAUUUGAUGCCAGUCUUUUGAGUUACAACGAGUGGACG
This is a messenger RNA of Dipodomys spectabilis (banner-tailed kangaroo rat), 5902 nucleotides long. It is a transcript of the gene Flt4, whose product is annotated as fms related receptor tyrosine kinase 4. The transcript is spliced from 30 exons. Gene Ontology annotation, molecular function: ATP binding; transmembrane receptor protein tyrosine kinase activity. The record is from RefSeq and is a predicted model, not a curated record. NCBI's taxonomy places the organism in Eukaryota, Metazoa, Chordata, Mammalia, Rodentia, Heteromyidae. Gene Ontology annotation, biological process: protein phosphorylation; cell surface receptor protein tyrosine kinase signaling pathway; positive regulation of kinase activity. Gene Ontology annotation, cellular component: signaling receptor complex. The coding region runs from base 27 to 4124 and encodes 1365 amino acids.